AACUGUCGCAAAAGUUGCACAUUACAUUUAGCUGGUGUGGUUUGUACAGUAUCAGCUGCUUCUGACAUGAACUAGUGACAACACAAACAUCUGAGUAAUGUUAUCUAACUGUUCGUUAACGUGUUGUCGAUGUGCUUCGCUUUAGAAUGGCCUCAAUCACUUAAAAUCAGUUCCCGCAUAUAGUUUAUGAGAUUAUCUCUUGUUUGCUCAACUAUAAAACACUCCAGCACAGGUAAACUAGUUAGCUAGCUAAAUUGGGCAUAAUUUAUGUCACUAGGAGAGUGCCUUUGGGCUUCAAUGAAAACUGAAGAUCCAGGAGAAGAGUUGUGAGGAGACAUCAACAGGUUGUGCGAGGAUGGACUUUGUCAAAACGGUCCUGGUGACUGGAGGGGCAGGUUUCAUUGGGUCCCAUUUUGUCUGCUCCCUAGUCAACAGGCACCCAGAUUGGCGUAUCAUCAACUUUGACAAUCUGGACUACUGUUCCAAUCUCAGGAACCUGGAGUCUGUAGAGGAGAAUGAGAACUACACCUUUAUCAGGGGGGAUAUAUGCAAUCCAUGCUUGUUAAAACACAUGUUUGCCACAGAAAACAUCGAUAUCAUCUUUCACUUUGCAGCUCAAACACAUGUUGAGACGUCCUUCGUAUGGCCGUCCAGAUACCACAUGGUGAACGUGGAGGGGACAAGGGUGCUACUGAAAGAAGCUUUUGAGGCCAAGGUGGAGAAGUUUAUUUACAUUAGUACAGAUGAGGUGUAUGGAGAGAGUCUGUAUAAGGAAUUAGAUGAAACCAGCCCAAGAAGACCCAACAACCCAUACUCUGUGUCUAAAUCAGCUGCUGAGUGUCUUGUAUUGUCCUACAGGGAGAGACACAAGUUUCCUGUUAUAAUAACAAGGAGCAAUAAUGUAUAUGGACCCAGACAGUACUUGGAGAAGGUCAUUCCAAAAUUCGUGUCCUUCCUUCAGCUGAACAAAAAAUGUACCAUCCAAGGGACCAGCCCUCAAUCUCGCCACUUCCUGUACGUGGAUGAUGCCAUUGAAGCAUUCCACACCAUCCUGGAGAGGGGGACAGUGGGAGAAACCUACAACAUCGGGACCGACUUCGAAAUAUCCAUCAUUCAACUAGCCAGAGAACUUAUCAAGAUGGUCAGGCAUGUACCUGAUGCAGAACUGGACGACUGGCUGGAGUUUGUGCCUGACCGGCCAGUGGUUGACCUGAGGUACCCUGUGAACUGUGAGAAGCUGUGGAGGCUGGGCUGGAAGCCUGCAGUGUCAUGGGCAGAGGGCAUCAGAAGGACAGUCAAAUGGUACCAAGAGAAUCCAGACUUCUGGCCAGAUGUCAAACCAGAAGACCAACCAAUUACCUUUGAGCCCAAUACCAGAGACCAAUAAGCACAUAGAUUGUGUUCCUGGAGAGCAACAGGGUGUGCUGGAUUUUGUUCCAGACCUGGUUCAAUUAAUCAGUCUUAAUUAGGGUUGUUGACCUCCACUAGUCAGCUCAAUCACUGUGGGUGUGCAAGGGAACACUUAUUUUUGUAAAUGUUUUACUAAUGAAGGUCGAAUGUAAUAUUCAUCAUAGUCAAUAAAUAACUUUAUAACGCAGGCUUGAAUGUUGAAUAUUAAACUCCGGAUAUGCAAAGACAAAAUACAAAAGUUGGUUAACUAUUUGCAAGUCAAAACUUUUAAUUUUGGUAAAAUCAUACAAUAAAUGCACAGGUGUUUUCUCGUGCAGUGCACAGCCUCUAAACUAGUACAUAAAGCAAAUACAAACUAGUGGGCGACUCAGUGGCAUUCAGGAGAGUGUCUGGCCAGCCGAAAGCUCUCCAACCUCUCCUCUCUGCAGCUUCACAUUUCCAUUCAUACGUUUCAUCCAAACCUUUACUUUUCAGACUCAGUCAGUCAAUGUUACUGUAAGACUCACCACACACUCCACAGAACACACACGGAGGCCCAAAUAUGCAAAUACAACAGAGCAGAACCACAUGUUUUUUUUCCUUAAGAUUACCAUGUGCCAG
Molecule: messenger RNA, 2010 nt
Organism: Oncorhynchus mykiss (rainbow trout)
Lineage: Eukaryota; Metazoa; Chordata; Actinopteri; Salmoniformes; Salmonidae
Product: UDP-D-glucose 4,6-dehydratase
Biological process (GO): nucleotide-sugar metabolic process
Molecular function (GO): dTDP-glucose 4,6-dehydratase activity
Source: RefSeq, a predicted model, not a curated record